Messenger RNA from Thlaspi arvense, 731 nucleotides. The record is from the annotation of a GenBank genome assembly. NCBI's taxonomy places the organism in Eukaryota, Viridiplantae, Streptophyta, Magnoliopsida, Brassicales, Brassicaceae.
GGAGCUUUUAAGGAGAUUCUGAUUAGGGUUGAGGCGGCUGAUGGUGGUGAGUGGCCAUCGCGAUGCAGCGUGGUGGCUUGCGCCGGAUUAGAAAGAGGAGCAAGAGGAAAUGGAGGACCAUGCCGAGAAGGUGAAGACGCUCACCACGAAACCUUCGAACGAGGACUUGCUCAUCCUCUAUGGACUCUACAAGCAAGCCACGAUCGGGCCAGUGAACACCAGUGCAAAAGCAGUUUAAAGACAAGGGGAAACGUUCCUGCUCUCCUACCAAAUGCUAUGAUGCUCGGGCUUUCUUCGUCUGACCUCUACCAUUCUCAGAUUGUUUAAGGCUUCUCUCCUACAUGGAAAACUGGAGUUUGCUUCUCGAGAAGGUGACUACGAGCAAAGAGCUGAAAUGCCACUUUGGAAGAAAAAUUGAUCUAGGCUGCCAUCCCAUAAUCUAAUGCCACUCUCAAAGUUAAUCCUUAGUCAAAGUUACUGAAAUUAACCAAGUAAAAAUAAAUUAGACCAUCUCCAAUGUGUUCCUCUAAUUUUUCCUCUAAAAUAGAGGAACUCUAAAAUAGAGGUGCACUUCUCUCCAAUGUGUUCUUCUAUUUUUUCCUCUAAAAAAGAAUAUUUUAAGAAUAUUUUCUGUAUAAUUUGUUAUUAACACAUUCUUUUCAUAAAUUAACCUCAUUUAUAUUAUUGUUUACAAAAAUUUCUAUAAAUAAUAAAAAUAUAUUAAAAUUAAA